AUGGCCACAAAAGACAAAAUUGGAAGAUCCAUUAUUGCGUCUUUCGUAGCUGCCCUUGGAUCGAUUAGCUUUGGUUAUUGCAUGGCAUAUUCCUCAUCUGCAUUAGUGGAUUUGACAAGUUCCGACACAAAUUCUGCUGUUCGUUUGAUUGGUGCACAGGGAUCCUGGUUUUCCGUGAGUAAAUUGUAGUUUUAAUUGUUUUUAGCAAACGAGCAGUAAUAAUGCAUAAGAUUAUAAUAACGGCUUUGUGAAAUCUGCCUGUAUUUUUGACUCAGAGAGUUAAAGAAUACUAAACAGCAAGUUGAAAACCGUAAUAUUUACCUUAAAAAAAUGAGAAUAAUUUUAUUUUCGUUAUUGCAGGCAAGGUCUGUUUUAUUUACGCGAGAGUUGAUAGAGCGCCUGAGGCUAUUCAAAUUUUCUGUAUUAAUCGGAUGUCAGAUCCCAAGCAUGCGCAUCGGUGGUUUUUUUCAUUAUGCAUGAAAUGUUUUGCUAAGUGUGACGUCACCUAAAUUUAAAUUAGCGCCGGGGAAUACAAAGCGCGCCCUUAGAUUUACCGAAGGAAAAAACUAUACUACAUUCUAGUGGCCAUGUUUCACGAAUUUACCUAACACUGUUAUUGCAUGCAGUAUUUGAUUUCCAUUUCUACCCAAUUUAUCAUUGUUCUCACUUAGACAAAACAGAAAGCAUAAAAAUAAUACAAAGUCUUGUCCGAUCAAGAUCGAAGGCAUAUUGAGGCUGAUUAGUCUAUAGUUAUGAUGUCGACCUGAAAUUCCUUUGAGUCGGUCGUAGACUGAGCGCAUGGAACGAUUAAAUUUAAAAUUAUUUUCAGCUAAUACGGCUGUGCCUGGUCAAGCAAAUUUUCUCUUUGCAGCUGUCGCCGUAGCCUGCGCUCAGACGAAAUUAAACUCUGGUUAACUCCGUCUGCGAAACAGCGCCGAAAUCCUUGUUCUGGACUUCCAGCUGUGUACCCACUCCAGAUUUGAGUACGCACCACGAUUGGCCAGUUAAAAAAGGCCUUUGUUUUGUUUGUCGUGAUCGCCAAUCAGGUUGAAGGGGAAUUCGAAACGCACUUCCGGUAAUUCGUUGAGUCCGUUGGGGGUCCAGAACAAGGAUCUCUGCGCUGCUUCGCAGACGGUAGUAAUCAGAGUUUAGUUAUUGUCUGCACGCAGGCUACUGUCGCCGGAGCACCACGGGUUUCAACAGUUAAUUGUUUUACACCUUCAGCCAAAAACCAUUUGUUUGCAAUAGGCUACUUCCGCCGAGCCCCAAAAACUCUCACUUUCAAUACGAGGCCAAGUGCAAAACUUUUCUUGCUCAAUUUUUUUUUUUUUGCAUUGGAAUAAAAAGUCUCGCUGCUCGAACUACUCGCUUGGCUAAGCGAGAACGUACCAGGAGCCACUUUUUACAUCUUCGUCUUUACUUCUUCCAUUCUCGCUUUUUUAUCUUCUAUUAAUUUUUACUAACAGCCGUAACUCUUACUCAACUCCAACUCCUACUCACUAACAAGCCUAACAGUAGCCGUUUAAAUAUAGAUUAUUUUGUACAUAUGUAGGUAGUCUGACAGGUGUGAGAAUACAAAACAAGGCGAACUUGGUGGGUUUAUGUUUUGAUGUGACUAAACCUACACAGCUGUGAUUAAAAAGUAGCAACAAACCAAUGAAAAACUAAAAGCCCUGAAACCAAACCCAAACAGGAACUUAAAGGGGCACAAUAAACCAUGGUCGGUUUUGGACCUCCCAAACACGAACAUCUAUGUAAAACUCACAUCUGGUUAUGCCAAGACAGGAAUAUUCCAAAAAUGGAAAUUAAACUGCGAGCUAAGCAUAAAUUCAAGCAAUAGUAAAAUCAAAAAAUCAAAACAAGAAAACUCAAGACAAAAUCCAGGCUAACCUUGACCUCCUUCAGCAAUGAAACAAACAACAAACACAAAAUUAAAAGAAAAGAUAUAAUAUGUUAACUCGUUAUGUUAUACUGAGUAACUUUCAACAUUUUUCGAAACAAUAUCCUGCAGUUGCAACGCCAGCCCUCACAUUCAAGUUGAAAUUCUGAUGAACUCCACUGCCGAGUGCCGGUACUGUUUCAAAGAGACUGAUUUUGCUUUUAGGAGUUUAUGUGUCCUGGAGUAGGACAUCACUUAAGCCAAAAACUAGGAUCAACGAUGCGGAAACAUUAAAUGGGACGUUAAACUUGGUGUCGGAAGUUGAUAGUAGGGAUUUCCUUUAUGUAGUCUAUUAAAUGAAAUGGUUAACGGGCGAGUUAUGGACGUACUCAGGAGGUUGCUAAACACGAAAGAAACGUAAGAGCGUAAGAGCAACUUAAGCUUCUUGAGUGCGUGCAAAAGUAAAACCUUCCAUUAAGUGCAUGCGUAAGACGAUGGUUGUACAGGUGCAACGUUUACCAUCUUUUAUAACAUAAUAAAAAGAGAAGCACUUUUAAUUUUGUUCGCAGAUAACAGGGAAAUGAUAUUUAGUGUUGGUGUACGUUGUGCAAUCUGCGCGCGCUUUGGCGAGUACAUGAAAUCAUUCUUUGCAAAGUCUUUUCUUUUAAAAACUGAGCUUUUUGCUGAAUAAGUAGUAGUGGUAGUUCUCCGUCUCAAUGUGGAUUUUAAAGCCUUGUCACGCUGCUAUCUUUAACUGUUUUUGUCAGCUUUCUCUCAGUCGUGAGACAAAUGCCUUUACAAACUAUGAGAAAGAAACAAUAUUAAUAUACCCGUGUAGACGUGACCCUUACGGCUUUGAACAGCCGCUAGUUAAAUGGGUAAUUAGCCAAUCAGAGCGCGGUCGUUACUUUUUUUAUGUUGUUAUUUGGCAUACAGUAAAUCAUUAUGAUCUGCUUAUUCAGCUGGAUAUGGUCUACAAAAACGCUGAUUUUGUCUUACAGGGUAGAACCGAGGAAGGGAGCUAGCUCAAAUAUAUUUUAUAACGCAAAGUUAAAAACUUAAUUUAAAAGUUAGGCUAACAUCUUGAAGAGGCCUUAAAAUGAUGUCUUAAGAGACACCAUUUUUAAUAAUACCAAUCAAGUCAUGCUGAAACUUCUUAAGUAUACAGUGAACAAUACCGGGUAUUAAUACAGUUGUACUUACUAUAUUGAGAAAUCAAUCUACCAGAGGGCUCUUUAUUCUUGCUAAAAUUUAUUUCGCAAGCCCUUGGAAUAUUCAACUCUCCUUUCCUUCUUUUCUUUUUGCAGUCUUUGGUGGCAGUCGGUGCUGUUUUUGGAUGUCCCAUAGGUGGAUGGGCGAUUGAUAAGUUUGGUCGCAAGAGGGCCUUACUCUUCUGUUCUGUUCCCUUUGAACUUGGAUGGCUUCUGAUAAGCUUUGCGCAGAAUCGGGCUAUGUUGUACGCUGGUCGCAUCACUACAGGCUUGGCUUGUGGCAUUGUUUCAGUUGCGGCUCCAGUAAGUUUUUUAAACAAGCUAUAAAGAAAAAGGAAAUGUGAAAAUUCAAAGAAGUGGAAAAAUAUGUUGUACUAUUUAUUAUUCUGCAAAUGAACAAAGAGUGUAAAUUGAAGCUUUCUUAAAAGCUUCGAUCCGCUAGGAAUUCCGGCGUAGGUUUAUUUUUCUGGGAAAAGUUACAUUUUGAGAAUUUAAAUUGGGGCUCCUAACUGUGAAUUUCUGUUGUCCUAAAGGUAUACAUCGCCGAGAUUGCACACCCACGGACUCGUGGCAUGCUGGGUUCUAUUAGUACACUGGCCAUCGUUACUGGCCUUGUGAUGUCCUUUAUAGCAGGCGUCUUUUGUCAUUGGAAAUUGCUGGCUCUUAUCGGUGGAGUCCCUCCAGCCCUCCUCGUUAUAUUUUUGUACUUUAUGCCCGAGACUCCGAUAUGGUUAUUAAGAAAGAAACACAGAAAAGAAGCAUUAGACUCGCUUGUAUGGCUACGGGGCUCUGACAUCGAAAUCGACAUCGAGAAAGAGGGUUUAAAAGUUGAGGUGAUAACUGGUAAGAGGUUGUAUUUUUCUGUUUACAUGCUGUUAAUGACAAGCCUCAGUCUGAGACAAAAAUACCUGGGAUACUUUCACUGUACGCUGUAUAUUUCCAUCUCGUCCGUACUCUCCCUUCCACUGGAAAAACUGGACCUUUUUACUGACAUAUAAUGAUAAUAAUUUGUAAAUUUAUAGACUUUUUAUAAAUGUACAAAUCUUCGUCUCUUUCUCACAGAGAAAACAAAAUGUCUGUAAAAUGAGUUUUGCAGACAUUUCAUGGAGUUCUUUUAAAUGUUCAUAUAGAGAAUGGCAAUGAAAAGUGUGUAAAUUUUACCUGCGGGAUGAAGUAAGAAUUUAUGGACUUACCAAAAGGCUACAAAAUCUUUACCAAAAAGUCUACAAAAUCUUUUUAACUCUGCCCAAUUCCAGUGUUUUUUAUCGCAGUUAGCUCACCAAAUCUUGCAGGUCUGGAUCCAGGAUAAAUACUGACCGAUUUCCUAAACGAGCGCCGAUGGCGCAAAUUUCGAGGGGGAACAGGGGGCAUGCUCGUCUGGGAAAUUUCUUGGAUUUUAACUCCCUAAAGUCCCCUUUCCUGGGUUUCUCCGUCAUUAAGAAAGGAUAUUGGCCACUUCAUUCUCCUCGGAUGAAGCCUUUCAAAUCGGCUGAUUAUUUCAUCAAGGUCAAUUUCCAUAUUGUAGAGGAUACGAAGCAAGGAGAUUCCAAACCAUUUUCCAGAUAUUUAUUAUGAAAAAUCUGACCGAUUUCCGUAAAACGAUUGAAACCGGUGUGUAUCCGCGCCUGUCUUGUGCACUAACAUUGGAAAAGCGAGAAGACAAUAAAGUGUCCCUGCCAACAGUUUUGAUUGAGACUGCAGGUCAAGUCUACCCCCAUAGAUUGGAUUAAUAAAUCCAUUGCUUGAAAUUUGAAUCCCUCGUUAGUCGUUGCCGCUGCUGUGAAGCCUGUGUAGCCUUAGAAAACAGCUCGCAUCUCUCCUUGCGACCAAUGGUUUCCCCACGAAACGACGUCUGAAGAACUGGCGCAGAAAUUCCAUACUGUCGACGUGCCGCUACCCAGACCUGGGUGCAGCUUCUGAUUUGUCGUGCUGCGAGGGAAGUUUGCUUAAUUCCAAACAGAAGUAGUACCAAGAUCUGGGUCGUGACACGUCAUCAGUAUGGAAUUUCUGAGCUGAAUUCCACAGACUUCAGUUUGGAGGGAAACCAGCGGAUGGUAUCGUCGCCAAAUGUUGGCUGACUUCGGAUACCGGUGCUGGUAUCAAAUUCAAAUCUAAAUUCCAGAAUGCAUAAUUAGCAGUAAAUUUUAGCCAACAACGUCUCUUAGACUAGUUAUUCGGUCAAACUGAAAACACUCCUUCACACUUGGACUGGAUUAAGUUCCUAGUCUUCCUAUGAAGGCAAUUAUUGAAAAAUACAGCUGUGUUGAAAGAAUUUUAAAAAAAUGUUUUUACUUAACCUCGCUUAUAAACUCAUGUAUUUUUAUUGCGUAGCUCAAGAAUUAAAAUAUUGCCAAUGACCAACGAUUCAAUUUUCAAAUACUGAAUGGAUUCAUUAAUAGAAUCUAUAGGGGAACGAUGAAUAACAGGAAAAUCAGAAAAUAAAAAUCGAUGCAUCUUUAAAAGAAAAGACAAGACGGCAUUUCUUUUUUGGCAGCAUUUUGUACUUACUUUCCUUACUGCGUCAAGGGUUGGUCAAAAGAAAUGGACAAAAAAAUGAAACAAAACCUGGUUGAGAAUCCCGGAGGCAACUCAGGUGGCUGCUAUUCUACAAAAACUCUGGGCCUCAAAAUUACAAGUCCAGCGCUCUAAUCGCUCGGCCAGUCCGCACUUCUCCAAAGGUCUAAGGGCAGAAAAAUGUAUUUAACUCAUGUUAAGCUACUGUGCGCUAUUCUUUUGAGUUCAGAAUUUGCAAGUAAACAUUGUUGUUGUCAUUUUAUUUUUUUAUGUUCUUAUUUUAUCUUGCAGGUCAUGAGGAAAAGCUUUCAUUGCCUGAUUGGCUAUCACCUGUGAUAACAAAACCCUUGAUAAUCAGCAUUGGGUUAAUGAUUUUCCAACAGCUAUCUGGAAUCACUGCUGUGGUAUUUAAUGCUGCUAGUAUCUUUGAAGUUGCAGGCUUUACAGACAGCAAACUUGUCAGCAUUUCAGUUGGUUUGGUCCAGUUUUUAGGCACCAGUUUGGCAUGUUUAGUGAUUGACAAAACGGGACGACGAGUCCUCUUGUUAACGAUGUCAAUUGCUAUGUCCUGUACCCUUUUUGGCCUUGGCGCGUAUUUUGAAAUCUGCAUACCACCGCCGGGUGCAAACUCAUCUUCUGACGUAACCUCCCUGUUGGGUCCCAUCAGCCAUUCAGUCCCCUCAUCAAAGAUAAACUGGCUUGCCAUCGUCUGUAUAGUUUUGUUCAACCUGUUUUUUGCUUUCGCUUGGGGUCCCGUACCGUGGCUUGUCAUGUCAGAAAUAUUUCCCCCGCGAGCUCGAGGCCCUUGCUCCAGUCUUGCAACUAUUGCGAACUGGCUGGCAGUAUUUAUUGUUACCAAGACAUAUAACACCAUGCAGACGUCAAUGAGCAUUCAGGGAACAUAUUGGUUCUUCGGGGGAUGCUCCAUUCUUGGAUUUAUUUUUGUUUACAUGGUUAUGCCGGAAACUAAAGGGAAAACUCUGACAGAAAUCGAGGCUAUUUUUGACAAAAGACAAAUCGGAAUGUCAGAUAAACCGAUCAGUUUUCAAGAGAGUCUUACAAAUUACAAAAGCAUUGAUUAA
This is a messenger RNA of Porites lobata, 6686 nucleotides long. The record is from the annotation of a GenBank genome assembly. NCBI's taxonomy places the organism in Eukaryota, Metazoa, Cnidaria, Anthozoa, Scleractinia, Poritidae.